Molecule: messenger RNA, 885 nt
Organism: Kwoniella shivajii
Lineage: Eukaryota; Fungi; Basidiomycota; Tremellomycetes; Tremellales; Cryptococcaceae
Exons: 4
Coding region: 1-885 (294 amino acids)
Biological process (GO): intracellular protein transport; vesicle fusion
Cellular component (GO): endomembrane system; membrane; SNARE complex
Molecular function (GO): SNARE binding; SNAP receptor activity
Source: RefSeq, a predicted model, not a curated record
AUGUCAGCUACGAUAUCAUCAAUAUCCGUUCGACUAAAUUCGACCUCUUCACUAUUAUUAGAGAGAUCACGUAUAAUAUCGUUAAAUUUGAAACCAUCACCCUCAUCAACAUCUCAGAUCAUCAGAAACCUGACUUCCAUAAGGGCUGAUUUGGGUCAAUUGGAAUUGGAGAAUAAAGGUUUCAGAGUAGGUGGUGGUGGUGGUGGUGGUGGUGGUGGUAAUGCAAAUGCAAGUGCAAAUGGAAAGGGGAAAAACAACCGAGGGGAAAACGACGAGCUGAAUGAGUUAGGUGAAAGAUACGAUAGGUUGUUGGAAAUGAUGAGUGAAGAUGAUGUAGGUAAAGAGAAAGUCAAAGAUCUACGUAGAGAAGAGAGAAGAUCACCAUCACCAUCACCUUCACCUUCACUUUCAUCAAAAGGUAAACGACCAUUGGAUCCAAUAAUAAUCUCACCUCAAUCGGAGGUACCUCAAUUAAACGUAGAACCUCCUACUCCAGGAAUUGAGAAAUCAAAUUUAAAACCAUUCAAAGAUUAUCCAGAUGGAUCGGAUUUGGAUAAUGAAGAAAGAGAAGCUGGAAUAGAUCCAAAUGAUAUGCUGGAUCAUCAACAGAUGAUGAUGGAUGAUCAAGACGAACGCCUCAAUCUUUUAUCACACUCAAUAGGUCGUCAAAACCAUCUAUCUGUUCAAAUAGGUUCUGAAUUAGAUUUGCAUCAUCAGUUAUUAGAAGAUACAGACACUGCUAUGGAUAGGACAUCAGCUAAUCUACAUAGAGCUAGAAGGAGACUCGAUAAGGUAGCAGAUGAAGCUAAACAACAUGGGAGCACAAUAACUAUUGUCGUGUUGAUAUUCAUACUGCUCAUCCUCAUCAUUGUUUUCAAAACAUAA